AUAGAAAUGCACAAUGCGAAGCAUGUAGUCGAUAUAAACCAAAAAUGAGCAAUCUGAACUUUGCGUUCGACAUUAAGAUCGGCCACCAUGCGGUCACUCUUCCCAAACUGGUGGAUGGCUUCACACAUGAGUGGGAGAUAUACAUCAAAGCGGCCGAUGAAGCGAUAGAACUGAACAAGGUGGUGGAGAGAGUGGUGUUCCAUCUCCAUCCCACUUUCAACGACCCCACCAGACCAUGUAAGGGACCCAUAUUCUCCCUGAAGGAAAGAGGUUUUGGGGCUUUUGAAAUCAAAAUUGAUGUUGUGCUGAAGAAAGACAAGGACGCCUUACGCUCCAAAGGUCACGAAGAAUCUUUUCUAUACUGGUUAGAGUUGCCACGUGAGAAUCAGAAGCGAUACGACGACUCCAAAGUGCAUACGAUUCGAAUCUACAAUGCGCCUCAGGAUCUAGCCCUUCUCCUAGUCAAUGCGGGAAUCAAGCCACUCAAUGCAUCGUCAAAAGCUGUGUUUCAAAUCAAGAGCAACAAGUCUUCUUCAAAAGAUAAGGACAGAUCGAAAGACGAGGAAGGUUCGAAGAAAUCGAAGAGUAGCAAGAAAGACAAAGACAAGUUGAAGUCAGGCGGAAGUGGCCAUCAGCAGCACAAUCAGCAGAAGAAGAUUGAGGCCUCACUCUUUUCACAGCCCAUCUAUGUCACCAAAAACACGCCUUCAAGUGCAGGUCACUCUAAGGUCACCGCAUCUCUAGCCACUGCAAGCACAAAUGCAUCUUCAUCGUCGGCUGCCCCUUCGCCCCAGCCGCCGCCGCCUCAACCAACGACAGCAACCUCGUCCUCCUCGUCAUCAUCAGGAGGACAUACGCAGUCCACGGGAGGAAAAACAGGCAGUAACAUGACAGUGUCUUCUAACAAGAAGGAGAAGUCUGAUUCAGGGUUCACUUUGGGUACACAUGCCACCAGCAGUAAAGCAACCAUAUCAUCCCUAGGUCCCACAGACACCCACCAGGGAGCUACUCUCGAGAGGGAAAAGGUCAAAAAGAAAAAGGAUAAAAAAUCAAAUCGGGAAUGCAACUCCGGUGGAUCUAUGAAAGCGGAACCAGCUGACGAUGCAAGUGUUGUGGAGAUGGAGCCAUCUUCUCACAGGUCGAAAAGCUCAUCAAAUCAUGACAAUUUGGUGGCGAAAAAAGCCGCUGACGAUGACUCGGAAUCGGUGGGUCAUGUAUUGAAGCCAAGUUCAAAUGCAGCAAAAACUACUAGCAGUUCAUCAGGGGGCUUCAAGUCGGACUUCAUGAAGGAGUUAGAGGGCGAGGAGAGCAGUUCGAGUGACAUCGAGGGCGCCUUCGAGCCGAAGAAGAAACGAAAAACAACGACGACAUCGGAGAAGGGCAAAAAGAAAAAGAGCCAAUUAGGGGGAGUAGAAGCGACGGUGGAUAUGAAGAAAGAGAAGGUGGAAGCGAGCAAAAAAGAGAACAAAGAAGUGAGUUCCGAGAAGAAAAGAUGGCGAAAAAUGACGCUGAGUGAAAGCAGUGGCAGUUCAAGCAGCACCUCAAAUAGUUCCUCUGAAGAUGAAACCAGCAGCUCAGGAGGGGAUUCAAAUGAAGAUGAAGAUGAUGUUGCUGAAGAAACUCGAACUGAUGCAGCCAAAGUAGAAUUGAAAUCGGAAUCCGAAGAACAGCCAUCUGUGAUGAAAAUCCACAAACCAACAGCUAAACACACUCCGUCUAGUAUGGAGCCAACUCCCAUGCCUAAAAGCGGCAAACUUAAAGGAUCGGAGAAAAAAAUAUCUGCAGACAAGACUGAAAAGGGAAAGUCAGUUGCGUCAUCGCAGAAAAGUAAAGGAAAGACUAUCAAAGGGAAAAGCCUACAUGAAGAGACUGUGACUGCUGUAAAAGAAGAAGGGAAUCUUGAUGUUGAAGCAGACAAAAAGAAGCGCAAUUCCAGCGGACAGUCGGGAGGCAAGAAAAUGCCGACCGACAAUCCGAUUCCGAGGCUGUCGGAAAACGAAUCUAGUGCGAGUGACUCUGAUAUUGCCGACAACAAUUCAGAAGUCGAGGUCGAAGUCCAGACCAAACAUGCUAGUUCUUCCGGAUGCUCGAAGAGUGCACAAAUUUCGGGAAAGCGAAUGGAAAAUGUGAAAAAGAAUGAAAGUGCUCCCGGGUCAUCAGAUAGUGCAAACUCGGACUCGGAGGAUGGUUUGAAUGGCGAAGAUUCUGCUGAUGACCAAGAAGUUGACUUUGAUAAAGAAGACAAUAGUUUAUCCUUAGGCGAGGAGAGUGAGAGCCACUUGAGUGCUCAAGACAGCUACAACGUGGACUACCUGCUCAAACUAGAACAGCUGCACAAACUCAUGAAUGAAUCCGAGGACUGUGAAAAGCUACGCAAGGUGUUGGACAUUCUGGUGCAGAGUGGGAAAGCGAGUCUGGAUCCCAUAAACCAGACACUCAGAGUGGACCUUUGUGGUCUGCAGCGCAAGACAGUUUCUGAAUUGAUCGAAGCCAUCAAGCCUGUUUGAGAUAACUCAACUUACGCGAAAUAACAGAGCUGACAAAACAAAUUUGAUAAAUCUGACAAAAUCAACAUUUCUAAAUGAGAAAUUGGUCGAUGUUUAUCUUUUUAGAGUCCAUUUUUAGAAAAACUAACCACUACAUAUUGUGACUCUAUUGCGAAAAGUGUUUUUGCGAGUGGAGAUCAUUUCAAAUCAUUUGUUUGCUCUUUUCGGCCCUCUGCAACAGUUUAGCCUAUACGAGUUAAGCACCUUGUAUCUGAUUUCAAUUCUCAGUACAACCCUAGAUUUCAAGAUUAAUUUGUAAAGCAUUUCUUCAGCUCUGGAACGUAUGUAUGUUUUGUCCGCUCUAAAUUUUAAGUUAACUGAACUAUUGAAACUUCUUUGAUCCUAUAAUUAGUGAUUAUGUUGUUUUUGAUUUCGUCAAUUGAUUUUACUUUGAAUUGAGUUAAUAUG
Messenger RNA from Symsagittifera roscoffensis, 2954 nucleotides. RefSeq lists its product as uncharacterized. Lineage: Eukaryota; Metazoa; Xenacoelomorpha; Acoela; Convolutidae. The record is from RefSeq and is a predicted model, not a curated record. Gene Ontology annotation, biological process: positive regulation of DNA-templated transcription. Gene Ontology annotation, cellular component: transcription elongation factor complex. Gene Ontology annotation, molecular function: chromatin binding. The coding region runs from base 45 to 2507 and encodes 820 amino acids. The transcript is spliced from 14 exons.